This is a messenger RNA of Xyrichtys novacula (pearly razorfish), 13919 nucleotides long. Lineage: Eukaryota; Metazoa; Chordata; Actinopteri; Labriformes; Labridae. The record is from the annotation of a GenBank genome assembly.
GUCAGCUAAAAGCGUUAAAUGUAAAUGCGAAAGCCGCUGUGAAGACUCAGAAGAAGGGAUUAAAAUCCGCAACGCUGGAUGUUAAAAGCUGAAUCCUCUUCGCCAGCUGCACAGCGCCCGUGGCGAAAUCAGAAAUUCAUGAAAAACUGCACAGAUGCAGCCACAUCAGUCCGCUGCGUGUUGAUCGUCUGCAAAUGUCAUUUUCCUUUAAGAUGAUGUAAGACACUACUUCAUGGGACCUCUUUUUGUCUCUCUCUUUCUCUCUCUCUCUCUCCCUCUCUCUCUCUCUCUGUCUUGCUCAGCCUGGAGCAACAUUAUCUUAAAGCUUCAGCCGGACCUAACGUUUCCUCACUCAGCAGUUUGGAGAGAUGGGUGCGCGCCGGAGUCCCGCGUCCACCUUCCCCUCCGAGAGCAACCUCGAAGCAUGUUUCGGUAUCUCAGCUGUCACGAGGGACGCUCAGUAGCAGAAUGACGGAAUUCGAGCGCGUUUUAAGUUCCUCUUAAGCUGAGGUGAUUGGACCUCGAUCCAGACGCAAGGCGAUGACUCUUGAUGCUGAAAACUUGCUCUAAAACGAAAGUAUUUUACUUUUUUCAUGGGAAAUCUGGUGUGAAGUACGGAUUGUAUUUCUUUAAAGUCACGCAAAUGACCCCUCGCAGUGGAUGUGUGUAACAUGAUGCGCGCUUUGGCUAUCGAUUUGGUUCAUGAAGGAUGCACCGUGGGCAGGCACAUUUACGCAUGGAGUUAGAGGCAUCAUUGUAGGCACACCUUGGGACAUUUUGUCAUGAGACUCUGGAUAAGAAGACUGCAGCUUGAAACAGCACUUUGCUUUGGGUCUGAGGGCAUCAGCGCCAUGCAGCUGCAUCCCACACCCUGAACUUCUGGACCGUUUGCGCUCCAAGACUCAGAUUUUAGUGCACGAUUUUGAAGGGAAAAUGGCACUGAGUGAAAACUGCAAAACGCAACCUGCAAAAGAGCAAGGCAUGGUGCAAACCCCCCCAUCUGAUGUGGUUGAGCUGAAUGUGGGUGGACAGGUGUAUUACACUCGCGUUGCCACCUUGACGAGCUUUCCAAAUUCCUUACUUGGGAAGCUUUUCUCGAACAAGAAGGAGUCUACGAAUGACCUGUCCCGGGACCUUCGAGGACGAUAUUUCAUUGACAGAGAUGGGUUUCUGUUCCGGUAUGUAUUGGAUUACCUUAGAGACAAGCAAGUUGUCCUCCCUGAUCACUUCCCCGAGAGAGGACGGUUGAAACGAGAGGCGGAAUACUUUCAGCUGCCAGAUUUGGCCAAACUUUUGUCCGCUGAGGAGUCAAAACUACUCCCAGACGACUUAUACUACAGUGAUUACGACGACGUGUCGCAGGGUAGUGACCAGAGGUUUUAUCCCCCUUAUUCUCUGGAUAGGAGGUACGGCUACAUCACCGUGGCUUUCAAAGGUGUUUGUGCCGGGGGAUGCAGAGAAAGUCAAAUUGAUGCCAAGACUAGAAAGUUACCGAGGAUCUUCAUCAGCAGCAGAAUCGGCUUAGCGAAAGAGGUGUUCGGAGACGCCCUGAAUGAGAACAGGGACCUGGACAGACCACCAGAUCGUUACACCUGCAGGUUUUUCCUCAAGUUCAGGCACCUGGAGCGAGCAUUUGACAUGCUGUCAGAGAGUGGUUUUCACAUUGUGGCCUGCAACUCUUCCCUGACUGCGUCCUCCAUCGGUCAUUACGCGGAUGACAGGGUCUGGUCCAAUUACGCACAGUACAUCUUCUACCGUGAGUGAAGAUUUAUUCUGCACUUUGAGUAAAAAUGUGAGAGAGACAUGUUGUUUUGUCUGGCAGAAGUAAUCCGGAUAAAACAAGUCAAGUUAAUGUGAAGAAAAUGAAGGGGAAGUGCCUUUUCAUUUCCAGAUUGAUGUCAACUGGAAUAUGUUUCAUGCAUUUUGCUUAAAAGUUAAUCCGCAUUGCUUUCCAAUAUGUAACCCCUUUAAUUGGCUCUAAUGGUUUAUACAGAUGCACUCUGCAGGAAUUGAUGUGUGUUGGCUCACACCACCAGGAGGCACGGUCGGGUUACUUGAAUCUCGGCAGCCCUUGCAGUAGCUGAUGUUAAACUUCUGUUCUGGAUCCGAGAUAGGAGGCGAACUUGCCCACAGGCCUUAGGCAAAUUGAGUCACAAUGCUGCUACUCUUCAAGUACACAUGCGUCACGUGGAGGCACGGGCUACUGCUCAGAAUCUGAUGGCUAAUGAAUAAUAUAGCACCAGUGGGCAGCAAAAAUUUCCCAUGAUUGCUGCUGCAGAUUCUGCGCUUCAUUUUGACUUGAAGACAAGGUUUCUUCAUCUGCAAAUGUCUUAAUUUGCUGAAAAUAUGGUUCCAUCCACUUCUUGCUGAGGGAGGAGUUGGACCAUAUGGCCUAUUAAAAAACACUUUGUUCAUUAUUGUGAAUGGCUCCCUUUGGAGGAGAAGGACAAAAGCUAGUUAGAGGGUCAAGGUUGGGGGUGCAGAGAGAAGACAUGACAUAUGGCUUGCUAAUGAUAACCAAUAUUGUAGUAAUUCAGGUUAAUUAUAACAGAAGGGUCUGCCUCAACCUGCACCAGCACCACCCAGGUAGAAUUUUCCUGAGUCAUUUAGAGCAGCAUAUGGUGGAGGUGUUACCCCCUUCCCCAUUAAGAGACACCACUCCAGGACAAGGACUCGGGGCAGAAGGAGAGGAAAGGCUGGGGAGUGUCUGAUAAUGAGUAAAGCGCAUGCAAAGGGUAAAAAGAUGCAACGUAAGAAAAGCAGAGAGAGGGGAUUCAAGGAAACAAGAAGAAAGAGGCGAGCAGAUGGAGGAAAGAGCGGCAGAGCAGGAGGGACGAGGGAGUAAAAGUUGCAUGAGACCUGGCCAUGGGGAGAAAGAAGUGAGGCAGAAAGAAGAGGGAGGGAGUGACGAGUAAAAAAUAGAGUAUCAGACAGAAAAGUUCACUGAGUGUGAGGGAGAGGAGGGGGUAAAUAUUUCUGUGAGUAGAGAGGCACAGGCAAAGAAGGAGAAAGAUGCUUUGGGUUGGGUAGAAGGCAACGGAGAUACAGUGCGUGAGGAGACUGAGUCAGGAUGAUGGAUGGAUAUAUCGAUGGCAAACAGCCAUGAGGGCUUUAGCUUCACAGAGCAGCCUCCACUUUCUGAACUAAUACUGUAACCUGAUUUUGAAUGUGGAACACCAGCAGGCCCAGGGCAGCUUGUCCUUAACUAAGAAUUCGUGUAGACAAGUGCACCUUUGGGGAGAGCACAAAACAGAUGCGCUUUAUUGUUGUUUGUUGUUUUCAGCGAAACAUUUCUCAGCUCCCCCACUCACCUCUAUCUGCUCUCAGGCUCAUGUCUAGAGAAACAGAGAGGCUGUUUUUGUUCUAAGUGUAAAGUAAUUCAGAGCAGCAAACAAAUUGAGAGAUUUUUCUUCCAGCCUGUCAGUUCCUUAGGCUCAUCCAUGUUGCUCUUCUUGUUAAAGGCGUCUCUUGUUUUCUACAAGCUCCACUGACUUUCAGUAUUAGUGGGAACUCUAUUAAAAAUAUGCCGACAGUGUUUAACCAUAAUUUUACCGUCUUGUAUCAUCUGAAUAAACAGACAGACACUUAUUACCUGACAAAGUUAAGACACUGCUGUUUGUUCCUGUAAAAUCUUUAACUAACAAUUAAUUAGGAAAGGACCCUCAUGUCAGGAGGUGUCACAGUCUGAGUAUUAAUCCUGGAAAACUAUUUUUCCACCUGAGGAUGCAUUUGACAGGGUGACAAAGAAAGGACAGGAUUGACUAUUUGCAUGGUUUUACAUUCACUGAUAGAUAGACAAAGAAGCCGUACAACCAAGAAGUUAAAAAGAGAAAUUAACACUCAAAGUGUUGAGUGUCACGACUACAUGAAAAGUAUCACACCAAUUAUCCUGUAUGUGUAAAGAUGCUGUAGGGAGUUUUUUGCUGGUUAACUGAUUUGAAUACUCAUGUAAUGAUAUUAUCCACUAAAGCAAAAUGAACGCCUUUUCACUCAUGCGCUCAUUAACAUUGCUUUGAAAUUUCAGGACAGCCUACCUCAUAAGUCUUUCCGUGCUGCAAUGUCACGCAUGUCUCUCACUGCUGGGAGUUUUCCCCUCUUACACCAGAGGAGAGGCAAGACAUGGGGUAAAAAGAAAGCUGCAUAUGAGUGUAAUUUUUAAAACAUAUCCAUGAUGGCAGGCAUGGCAAAUAAAUGAGUGAAAAGAUCAUACUGGCAAACAGAAAAGAUGCUUGAGCAGCUUCAUUACGUGCAAGAAGAUCAAACUUGUCACACAAUAUAACUGUAAUGGCUGGCAGUGGAUUUUUCUUGCUGCAUAUUCAACCAGACUUCACGUGGAAAUUGUCCAAGGAGGCUGGCUGGAAAAAAAAGUCUGGGUAAAGUAGGGAUGGAAAAUGUGUUUGUGUUCAUAUGUAUAGAUGAAAUGAGUUGUAUCAUGCCUCUGAAAAAAAACGUCAAUAUCAUGAGCCAUAAUAAGUGAUUUGACAUUUGGCUAUUAAAAGAAAUCAGGAUGAGAUUUUAAUCAGAAAAGAUAUUAACAGGACAGGAUCAUCCAUCCAUCUAUGAUCUAAACUGCUUGUCCCGUUCAAGGUCAUGAGAGGCUGGUCAUUAAAAGGUAGUCAUUAUGAAAAAAAUCUGUUAUUCAGAAAUAAAAGUUCAGAAUUAAGAGAAAAGCCAAAGUCAUAUCAAGAAAAUCUGAUAUAUACUGUCAAAUUCUGAGGUAUUCGAUCAUAAGUGACACCAUAUUACUCCCUUUUCAAUUUUUUCUUCUUGUCGGACAAGUAGGCCUCCGUAGUUGGGUGAUCCUCUCAGGUAAUUUUUCUUGCAGAAAUGUAGGUCUGAGGGUGUUCAGUUUAUUGGACUGAGAGUAUAACAGCUUUACUGUACCGAUUAACAGCUCUAACCUUCCCACUUGUUGUGCGGGAUCACUCUCAUCACCGCUCAUUAUGUGUAGAGAAAGGGUGUGAGAGAGAGAAAGGGGACUGCUGGUUUAUUAAAGCGCAAUCUGUGCUCCCAGAAUAUUUCUUUUCAUCCAGUCUUUCAGGAUGGAGAUGCAAUUUAGAGAGAUGGACGCCUUGCUCUUUUUAAGACAAAUGAAAACACAAUUCAUGUUCUGAAACAGGACAAGGUUAUGUCCAAUCAUAAAUGAAUGAAAGGCAGCUGUCACUGUGGACAAAAUAAAACUCUAACCUUCUUUGACAUUACAGCCUCCACAUCACAGUGGUGGAGCAAAUCAUCACUGAACAGGAGGAGUGGUAAUAUCAGAGACAGUUUCAUCUUAUUCAGUCUGAAAGAGCCAUGCAGAGGUGCCUUGUCAAAAAGGACAGACAUGCACAGUAGAGAUAAAGAAUGAUUACUCCUGCCAGGUGUGCUCUGUUCAUGUAACUCUGCGCUCCUCAUUUGGGCUCUGAAUGAGAUGAUGUGUGGCCAUAAUGGCUCCUGAACAAUGGCCAUGAGGCAGCAGGGAGAGACGCGAGGAAAGUAAUCAAUUGCCGGUGUGUAGUAGGAGCAGAGCUCUGAGAGAGGCUAGUCAGAGUCGGGAUGGAUAUGUAAUGCCUGGAAGAGACGGAUGUUACUCCCAUGAACAACUUAUCUUUAGAGCAUUGGGGCAGAAGGACAGUCAAGAGUGAGGCAGGAGUGUGUGCACUACAUCAGCACGAGUAGACAAUCUGGCUCACCUUGGGAGCAAGUCUGGGUUUAGUGAAAAACUGCAGCUGCAAUAGAAAACCUGUUUUUAAAUCAAUCAUUUUUGACACUGCAUGCAUUAGAUUUUACAGGAAUGUGCUGCGAACUCUUUGAGUAAUAAUGUUUGUUUUCUAAAUCUGACAAAAGCAGUUUUAUCAGCAUCAGUGCAGCUUGUAUUCUAUUCAUUUUAACUUGUAGGGACAUGAAACAUUCACCAUGCGGGGUUAUUGUUGCAAAAUUUCUGUUUGUUUCUGUCAAGUUGCCUUGUUGCCUAGCAACAGGGAUUGGCAGGAUUGUAAAAUUCCCAAAUUGGGACAGAGAGUGCUAAAUGAUAAUAUUUUCAUGCAUGAAAUAGGCUAAUUCACACAAACCCUCACACACUCUCUGUUCCUGCUCAAUGAUUGUGUUCUGGGUUGGAUUUUGUUAACACUACACUGGACAAUUGCUGACUCACAAAUCACAGGUGUUUGAAGUGCCCUUGAAUGCACCAUCAGGGAGAGUUCUCAGCUGUCACUACUGGUAACGUCUUUACCAAGGUGAAAGAUAAUAUGAUUUUAACAUAUUAGAAGACAAAAUAGAGCCAGAUGAGUUACCCGUGUAAAAUCUCCAGUUUGUUCUCGUUAUUCUGGUAGAUAAUUUUCAGACAUUAAUAGAAAACGUCUGUCUCAUCGUCCCUCGCUCUCUUAUUUCUGCACUCUACUUAUCAAGACUUUUACUGUCUGACAUCUUACACCUUAAUGAUCUCUCCUGAGACACUUAAUGGAUACUUGGAUGGUUUGAACUCACUUUGUGGGAAGUGCUGAGAGUUUCCUGAAGAUGGGGAUCCCUUGUGUUGGUAUGUGGAAGGCAAGUUUUGGCAUGACUUUCUCAGGGGGUAAAAAAGGCCUGUUUAAAGAAAAACUAUACAUUUGCUGUACACACUGUAUACGGCAGAAGUUGUGAGUAAAGUUUGCGUGAUGAGAAAGUUCAGAAAAAAUCUGAUGCUUGGUCUGAGUGUGACACGCACUUUCUUCAGAUGUCACUCCCUGAAAAUCACCUUCUUGACAGGACAAGGGAGCAGAAAAGCUCCUCAAGUUUCCCGCAGCCUCCCGGGGCAUCAUUUAGGUGAUGACAGGAGCUCAGUAAAUGCGCAGGGCAGCUUCUCUCUCUUCCUCCCCACCUCGACAUUUACCUCACCAGUGCUUGUGUAGAGGCGGGGAGGAGUGUGUGUGUCUCAGGGUCGGAGAGGCGGAGGCCUACAGGGAGAGGCCGAUAUAGACAUCUCAAUCUGUUUGUAUUGCUUGUUCAUCUCUCCCUGCCAGAGAGACACUCAGCAGGCCACCACCCUUUAAAUUUGGGUGGAGGCAGCACCGGCUUGUCAUCACCGAUCAGCCAGUGAAGCUGUCACUCUCCUCAGAUAAUUUGGACUCGGGCUGUAUCAGGUCUAUGAAAAAGAAAGUGUGUCCUCAAUUCAGUUGUAUGCAUGUGUAAGAAAAAAAACAUCAUGUGUACAUGCAGCAAAAAAGGUUAUGUGAAACCAUAUGAGCCCUGACACAAAAUGCUGAAGUGAUACUUAUGCAGAAAAAGAGGACUAUUUCAGUGGAAUGGAUUUCCCUUUCCCCUCCGAGGACGGUCAGUGUCUUUGCAGGUCAAGCCUUUUUUCUGCUGCAAGGACACGCUGGCCUGAAUUGUGGGCUAACAAGCAUGUAAACUACACUUUUUCCCAGGCCAUGGCUGAGUAAGAAAAUUAUGUGUGUAACUGGAUAUGGAGCUAAGAGUGUGUCAAAGAUCAGAGCGUUUCUUUCCUUAUACAAUGGGAAAAAUAAGUAUUGAACGCGUCAAUGUUUUUCUCUUUACAUUUAUUUCCAAAGAUGCAAUUCAAAUAAAAUUCCUGUGAUGCAUUGGUAUUAAUUCAAAUAAUCCACACAUGAAAAGAAAUCACAACGUUCAAGUCCAUAAAUAAUGAUUAUAUGGAAUUAAAUGCACUAACACAGGGAAAAAGUAUUGAACACACCAUGGAAAAGGCUGUAUACUUUGGCAAGGAAAUGCACCACACCACCUGAAAUCUGUCAGUAAUUAUUACUUGUACAUCCAAUCAGUGCAAACCAACAUCAGCUGGGUUAGCGCAAAUUGAUGGUCCUAUAAACAGGUCGUUUUGUCACCAAGAGGUCAAACAAGACACAUCUCAUGAUGGGUAAAGGCAAAGAGGUCUCUGAAGACAUUCGCCAGUCAGCAUCGUUGGGGCUAUUAUCUGCAAGUGGAAGAAGCACCACCUUACCAUCAACCGGCCACGCUCAGGAGCUCCUCGUAAGAUUUCUGACCAGGGAGUACGAAAGAUGGUCAGAAGAGUACUCAACGAGCCAAGGACCACCCUGAAAACGCUCCAGAAAGACUUGGAGACAGCAAGUACAAUUGUUACAAAGAAAACAAUUGGCAACGCAUUCCACCGCCAUGGCCUCUAUGGACGCUCAGCCCGCAAGACUCCAUUCCUCAAGAAAAAGCAUGUUGAAGCUCGUUUAAAGUUUGCUAAAAAGCAUCUUGACAAGCCUGUAGAAUACUGGGAGAAUGUUGUCUGGUCAGACGAGACCAAAAUUGAAUUUUUCAGCUGUCAUACUACACACCAUGUUUGGAGAAGAAAUAGCACUGCACAUCACCCAAAAAAACACUAUACCAACAGUGAGGUUUGGAGGCGGAAGCAUCAUGGCAUGGGGUUGUCUCUCAUCUCGUGGUAUUGGCAACCUUCAUACAAUUGAAGGAGCAAUGAAUGGAGCCAAUUAUCGGGAAAUUCUUGAUAUGAACCUGCGGCCAUCCACCAGGAUGAUGAAGAUGAGACGUGGCUGGUACUUCCAGCAGGACAACGAUCCAAAGCACACGGCAAAGUUAACUCUCAAAUGGUUUCAAAAAAAGAAAAUGAAUCUGUUGGAAUGGCCCAGUCAAUCUCCUGACUUAAAUCCAAUUGAACAUUUAUGGAAGGAACUAAAGAAAAGGGUUCACCAGAGGGCACCAAAAGACAUUCAAGAUUUAAAGACAAUAUGUCUGGAGGAGUGGGCCAAAAUCACAUGUGAGCAGUGUGGACGAUUAGUUAAAACAUACCAGAAGCGUCUGGAAGCUGUGAUUGCAAACAAUGGCUUCUCCACUAAGUAUUAAAUGAGUCUCAGUUAGUGUGUUCAAUACUUUUUUUCUGUGUUAUUGCACUUAAUUCCAUAUAUUCAUUAUUUAUGAACUCAAAUGUUGUGAUUUCUUUUCAUGUGUGGAUUAUUUGAGUUAAUACCAAUGUCUGUUAGAAAUUUUAUUUGAAAUGCAUCUUUGGAAAUAAAUGUAAAGAGAAAAACAUUGACGCGUUCAGUACUUAUUUUCCCCAUUGUAUAAGCUUAACUCCUCGACUAACGUCCCGAAUGUGCAUAUUCAGCCUGUCAGAUAAUAUUACCCAGACAACACACUGUUUUUCAUCCAGCUCAUCAAAAUAGAUACUCAUUUGUUCUAUUUAUUUUGUAUCACCACCCAAAUUUUGGCCAGAGAAUAUAAUUGUGCUGGAAUCGAGCAGCUACUGAAGCAUUUGAAGAUGAUUCACAGCACGCAGCCUCACAGGAUCAUCUUGUGUUUGGGGAAAAAAAAUGUUUACUUUGUAAAUUGAAAAAGUUAAGUGGGUUUGUUUUCAUAUUUAUUCUGAUUGCUCUAUGUUCAAAACUUGCUUUCAUUAAUUCAGAUUGAGGACGCAGGUCACAUCACUGCAGAGAUUGAAAUUUGAAGAUCAGACAGCUUAGGGUCACUUGAGUAUAAAUCUGAAAUAAAUGUGUGUUAUGGCCUUCUGAUUAUAUGCAAUAACAACACAGAAUUGCUGAGUGAUAAGUCUUUCUUGUUCCUAUUUAUUUAUUUAUUUAUUCAUCUCCCUGCCUCUUGACUCUCAGGGUCUGAAAGCGUCUGUCAGAUAAAAUGACUGAGGCAUGGAGCUGCUAUGCCAUUAAAGAAAUAAUCAUCAGACACCCUUGAUGAGUCAGUCUACGGGCACAGAUUAAAAAAAAAAAAAACACGCUGUCUGGCAAGAAACCCAGUGACAUUUGAAUUUGAGCUUGUCAGAGCCCUCUGCCUUCAGUCCCCGUCAUGUCCUACUUUUCUACCGUUUAAAACCUUUUAAUGCGUAAAAGGCAUCAUUUUAACAUAAUAUCCAGACAGUUGGAUUUCCAUGCAGCUCUGAUCUCUCUCAAGCACGAGGACGAACAUCCCUGCUUUCAUUAGAGCCGGAGAGGAGUCUGAGGAUACCCCGAGUGACACGCCUGCAUUGCUUCGGCAGAGCUACACUCUCUCUCCCUGCGUUAUUUAUGAGAAGUGCACAGCCCGGGUCUGCUCUGAGGACCAGUCUUUUAAUGCGGUUGGAACAUGAUCUCUUAGACAGGCUGUAUGGAUCUCAGAAAACACAUUACAAUCAAUGGCUUCCCUGAAAAGAUACCAAAUAGGGUAUAAUACACACCUACUUGUUUAAAUGUACCCAGGAAAGACUGUAUCUCCUGACAAGGCUCUUUAUAGUUUCCUGUCCUCGCUCUAAACCGUGACAUCUGAACACAGGAUAUGGAAUACGCAGUCAUGUUCUUACACAAAUAGAUUAGUUCUUGCACUAAAGACUUAGCUAUCUGCACAGUUAAGGACAUUUGUUGUAUAAAACAGUAUGCAAGGCCAGGUGCUCCUCCGCCUGUCAGUGGCUUUAAUACAAUUCAUUCCCCCGCACAGUUUGAAAAUUUCAUGAUGCUAUUAUUGGGUGUUGGCUAGUUUCCUAAACGAGUUGCCCCUCUGGACAGCAGCAUCCAUCCAUUUAGAAACAAUGCUCAGCCUCCCUCCUCUUCAUUCUCCUUACUAAAGCGCCUGUAUCCAUUUGCCUGGUACGGCCUGUCUGCCGGAUUCAGCUAGAUUCAUUUUCUGCAGGGGAAAUUGGUGCGCUGAUUGGCCUCUUUACUCAUGGAUUAGCCAUUAAAAAGCUGUUAGUGACUCUCUCACUAUCUGCUCAAUGCAAUCAUCGCACCAGAGAUAAGGUCAUUAUUACAGCGUGUGCAAAGAGGUUAAAAUCCCCCUUGAACUGUGCUCGCUAUAAAUUGGUGCGUGCACUGGAAGGAGGUAAUGGACAUAUUAUUGCUCCCUCUGAGAUAUCAUUGCUGUUAAGUCUGUAUCAUCACAUUGGAAAAAGCCAUUAAGAGCUUUUUAAAGUCAGUGUACAUUAGUUUGUUUCUCAUACACUCUUGUUUAUACUCCAGCCAGCACAGCAGUUUACAGUCCAUUUCUACCUCCUAUUACUUUUAAAUGAGACCAGAGUUCAGGGGUAUUUGUCAUGAAAUACAAACGCAGUGUUAACUCUCCUAACUUGGAUGCUUCUCAAGCCACGGUACAGUGCAGAAGAGCAUUUCCAUGUUAUGAAAAUUAGCAUGGAAAGAGGAUGUCAGAUGGUACAAGGACUUUUCUAAAUAAGGUGGCCCAACAGGGCUCUGACUCAUGCAGGAGUUGCAUGAAGUGUGCACCCACUAAAAUGAUUUGCAUUCAUCUACCCUUUUCCGUCUCUACUAAUUACAUCUGCCUAAACUUCUAACAUUUAAGCACUGCACAGAUGUUGAAAUUGGGGGUGAAUAAUUUCAAAAUAAAAGAUUUGCUUUUUUAAGAUUCUUUACUUUUCAAGGGAUCAAGAAAAAAUGUGGCUUUAAAGUUAUUAUUUGAUGUGCUCAAGAGAUAAAAGGCCAAUGCCUGUGCUCUCCCGACAUUUGCAGGUUGUUAGAAAUCUAUUUCUGGCAUUAUUCCAGCUAAAACUGGACUUUUAAAAUACAUGUAAGCAUUUUAGCCAGACUGAAAUCACACUAAGUCAAAUUUCCCAAAACUGGAGUAACAUACUUAGAUUAUGCAGCUGUGAAUUGGUUUUCUUAUGCAUGUUUGCAACAGAAAAACUAGAAGGGAGGAAAGCAAGACAAAAGCUAUUGGGUGUACAAAAGGUGUAGAGCUAUAAAGUUGUCCAUGUUUUCACCUUUAGACAUUCAGCCUGUUCACUUCUUGUUCACUUGUUUGUUGAUUGUUUUGGUAUGUGACAUGAUAGGUCAACUGGGAGAUGGUCCAGUAUAGUAACUAGCUAAAAGGGGGCAUUGUCAGUCAUAUUAGUCAUAUUAAGUCAUAUUAAAUUGCUAACAAAAUGACUAAAAAUCAAAAUUGGCAACAUUUAAAACCAAAGAAAGCUAGCAGCAAAUUCAAUACUUUUCCCCUCAAGUCCCAGGUCUGACAACCAAUUAUAGUUUAGGGAUUUAGGGUGUCAACCAGGUGUCCAAUCAGGUUUCAGUAGGGGCCUAUGUCACCUGCCUGGAUUUGCCCUUGACAAGAAAUAGAUCCAGGACAAAGAAGGAGGAAAGUGAAAUGAUCUCAUACUGAGCCCUUAUCUGGUUCUCUUCCAUCCAAACGGCCUGACAGGAGGUCAGGACACUCACAUCUUCAUUUAUCCACUGACCUGGUUCUGUAACAAGUAAAGACAAAUUAUUCUUUACCUGCCUUUUCUAGCUUGCUGGUUCCCCGAAGGCACCGUGUUCUCACUGAGUGAUAGAAAAAUGUAAAAGUAAUAAACCUCCUAUGCAGUACCAGGCACUCAGGAAACAGUUUUAACGGGACAUAGGACAAAAAGGUGGCGGCAAAGUAGAUUGUUAUGGCACUCAGAAAAACUCUGCCGUGGGACAUAGGUAAGGGAGCAGCACUGGGCUCUGGAGUUCUCCUUAUCAGAGGAAGCAAUAUGCACGCCCUCCAAGCUCUGUGGGACUUAGCAAUCAAGCGUCAAAGCCAAUAACUUGCACAUUUUGAAAUCUGCAACCCCUUUAAGAGCAUUGACACACUCACGGGAUGUUCCUUUAAAGGCAUUUGUACGACAUUGAAACUGCUGUGUAGGCAUUUGUCAGCAUUUGCUUGAUCAGUGCAACUGUUACUUUUGAUUACAGCUCGAAUCUGUCACUGUACACACACACACGGAGGAGGUACUUGCUGUAACACUACUUGUGAUUGUGUUUUCAGGAGGGCCCUCACGGUGGAUGUCCUCUCACUGUGACUGCUGCUGCAAGAGCCACAAAAGUGAGCGUGAGGGAGAGAGCGGCACUUCCUUCAAUGAGCUCUCUACUUCCUGUUCUGAGACCCAGUCGGAGGCCAGCUCCCCUCAGGGGACUGUGAUCUGUGGUCCUGUGAGUAGGCAUUCCCACAUCCAGACACUGGACCGUCCCAUGCCUAAAGGACCGGGUCACAUGAUGCAGCAGGCGGAGAUGCGUCGCAAGACGGAUGUGCUCCGGGUGAGAACCUUCGGGGUCCGAGAACGUGAGGCUGCAAAGAGGAAAGCAAACAAGGAGAAGAUGACUCCAGAGCAGGAGCUGGAGAAAUGCAUCCAGGACUUCCGGCGCAUUAGGAUUCCUGAUCACUUCCCGGAGAGGAAGUACAUGUGGCAAUCAGAGCUCCUAAGAAAGUACCGUCUCUGAAAAAUAAGGAAAAAAAGACAACAACAAUGUCAACAACAGUAUUAACUACAAAGGCAAUAGACUGCACCCUCCAAGACACACACUGUAUUAAGACAUGGCCACUUUCCCGCCAGCAUGAGUAGCUGAGCACAUAAAGUACAAGGCGGUGUGAGUCCUUGAUUUGUGAAGUAUGCACAGUAUUGUGUGUGAUAUGCAAAUGUGUAAACCAGGUUACUCCUGUUGGGGCUUACACCACCAACCCUACUCUCACUUCAGAGAGCCAGGAGCCAGUCGCACUAAAAGGCUACUAUGUCACUAGAUGAAGCAACAAAGCAACCUCAGGGGGAACAUCAUUUCAGCUCAUCAACCUAUCACUUACUGUUUGUGCUAUUUCCCACAAUAGCUAUUUUUUAAACAUGGAUGUACCCAGAUGGUGCUGUGAGUUAGCGAUUGAAUAUCACUUUACUCCACUAAUAACACAUAAACUAUAGUAGGCUUUGGAAAAGGCACUGCAUGUCAUUUCACCUUUAGCAUAAUUAUGCAAUAUCAAACAAACCUUUGAGUCACUAUUCUGUGUGAUGGGUAAAAGUGAUGUGUUAUGACUGAGCAUUAAUUCAACGAGGAAAGCACUGCCUAGAUCUGUUUGCCAUUGUAAAAUUGUUUGUCCAUUGUUGUCCUAUGUGUUGGAUAGAUGAUGUUGUGUAGGUAGAGUAUAUAAUGCCAAUGGAUAUUUGACUAAUUCUUGAUUGUAAGUGUGCAAAAAAAUUAAUAAAUUGAUUAUAAUUGUAUCAAUGAAUGGACAUUCUU